CUAUUUUGGGAACAGCAAAAAAGAGUUUUGCUGCUAAUCCUAAAGGCAGACGUUACCACCCACAGUUUGUCCGGUUUUGCUUGUCACUGUAUGCAAAAAGUUCAGCUGGCUACAAGGAACUACAAGAUGUCUUAGUAUUACCAAGUGAAAGAACCCUUAUUAACCAUAAAAAUCUUUUUAAGCCCAAGCCAGGUAUUCACAAUGGUAAAAUAAAGCAGUUGCAAGAUCUAGUCUCAUCUUACUCAGGGUGUAAGAGGUAUGCGACAAUUGUGUUUGAUGAGAUGAAAAUAAAAUCUUCCCUCGUUUUUGAUAAGAACAGUGGUGAAAUUGUUGGAUUCAUGGACCUUGGUGACCCUGAAUUGACUUUUUCUUCAUUUGAAGAUGAUCAACAAAUUGCAACAACAGUUAUUGCAUUCUUA
Molecule: messenger RNA, 419 nt
Organism: Paramuricea clavata
Lineage: Eukaryota; Metazoa; Cnidaria; Anthozoa; Malacalcyonacea; Plexauridae
Source: the annotation of a GenBank genome assembly